AUUCCUGACAGAGCGGGCGGGAAGGGGAGCCGGACGGCAGAGAAGCACAGGUUCGGUCCACCGCGGAGUAUGGAGUGGGAAACGGGCGACAACCAUGAUUUAGAACCACCCAAGUGAUAGUUUCCACCUCCGGGGGUUAACAUGGUCAGCCCUGGUUUGGAGAAAGUCCGAUACCGGAGCAGAUAAAGUGUGAGGAAGACAGCGGAGGCUGACGGAAGGACAAACCCGUCGCGCUGCAACCAAAGGCGGGGAGCAAAGCUCGGGAACUCUGGAUUCUGCUUUUCUUUUUUUUCUUGUUUACUUUGACGCGGAUCUCAAAACUUGGCUGUACAUUUGAAAUCAGACAUUUUUUUUCUUUUGGAUUGCGUUUUGUUUAAGCGAACAGAAGUAAACAGCGUCUCCACGGAUUGGAUUUAAACUCGUGUCCCGGUCUCUUCCUGGAUCCAGAGCGUUGGAGCACAGUGUUUGGGUCCGUGGGUCGGAGGAGCCGAUACACGGCAGCUUCGAGUAGCGUUGGUUCGGUUUGUUUACAUCUGUUUGUUGGGACCUCUCGGAGUUAGGGUCAGAGGCUCAGAGCAGGUGAACAGGACAAAGGUUCUGCCGGACCGUCUCAGUCCGACAGGAUUCAUUUAAGUGAUAACUGUACACCACCAACCCCCACCCCGAAAAGACCACUGCCAUUGGAUCUAUUUUUAGUGUUUGGGAUGGGGUAAAACAGGCAGCAGGAAACCUGACUCUCCUUCACCUUUUUUUUUAUUUCCUCUUUACAAGCUGUUGCACUUUUUUCCUGUCAUGGAUCGGCAGAAACCUGAUGUUUUACAACUAGGCCAGAAAAAGGCAAACAUUUUAUCAACAUAUUAAGUUCUUUGUGGAAACUAAACUGACCAUGUAGCCUUAAUAAUUUGGGAUAACUAGAGGUUCUAUAUUUCACUGCACACAAAAUACCUGCUCUAGAUAAGGGAAUGAAGCUGGAUAAUUAAUUACCUGUGUGCUUUUAGAUUUUUUUUUUCAGAAGAACACAGAGUGUUUGACUUUAUUCCUUAUUUUUGCAAGCUCUUAUUUACACAACACACAACAAAGUUCGUUUGACUACCUGAAAGAUACGUCACCAGCAAAACAUCCAGCCCACACAAGAUGCAUGAAACUGUCAAACCCCAUUCAGUAAAACUCUAAGCUAAAUAAUUUGCCUUCUUUUAGUCCCCAUAUCUACAGAGAAAUAGAAUAUAUAUGUAUAGCAAGAGAUCUAUAUAGUGUAAUUCCACAGAAGACAAGAGAUGAUAUUUAUUAUAUUUUUUACUUCAGAGAGACAAGCUGCCUGCAUACCUGUUUGUUGCCUUAAAGUCUGUAAAAUAUAAGUAAACAAACCAAGCAGGAGAAGAAGGUGCCUUUUUAAUUGGUUGGUCAGCUUCCUACCAUUUCAAGCUUCAUACAUUUGUUGGAUGUAAAGUGCUGAAGUUAACUCUGGGAUUGAUAACAUUUACUUAAGUGCUCCACCCCUUCCAAAACCUGUUAAAGCACAGACUGUGUUUUCCUGCCGGACUGAACUUUGACUAAACCUUCCUAUGGUUGUCACAUCAUCAUCUGUGGAGGACAAGACUGGAUCCUCCUGCAGGAUGGUCCAGUCCGAGCCUUGGAUCGCCUCAUCACUGCUUCAUAGGAACAACAAGAGUGUAAGCAGCUCAGGAUGUCCGCCCACCUCCUCCUCCUUCUCCUCCACCUCCUCCUCCUCCUCCUCCUCCUCCACUGCCCAGGGCUUCUCCCUCGCUGAGCCAGCCAUGACCAGCCAGCACACACAUACGCACCCCUCCUUCAGCUCCAUCCACUCCAUGGCCGAGCAGCAGCAGGUGCUGUCUGAUAUGACCAUACUCCAACGGAGGAUCCCCCCUAGUUUCAGAGACCCUGCUAGUGCUCCACUGAGGAAACUCUCUGUUGACCUCAUCAAAACUUACAAGCACAUCAAUGAGGUGUACUAUACCAAGAAGAAGAGGCGGGCCCAGCAGGUCCCUCCUGAGGACAGCAGCACGAAGAAGGAGAAAAAAGUUUACAACGAUGGCUAUGAUGAUGACAACUAUGAUUACAUUGUGAAAAACGGAGAAAAGUGGCUGGACCGCUAUGAAAUAGAUUCACUGAUUGGGAAGGGCUCUUUUGGACAGGUGGUUAAGGCCUACGACCACCAUGAGCAGGAGUGGGUUGCCAUUAAGAUCAUUAAAAAUAAAAAGGCAUUUCUAAACCAGGCUCAGAUUGAACUACGCCUGCUGGAGCUCAUGAACAAGCAUGACACUGAGAUGAAAUAUUACAUAGUCCACCUGAAGCGUCACUUUAUGUUUAGGAACCAUCUCUGUUUGGUGUUUGAGUUGUUGAGCUACAACCUGUAUGAUCUGCUGAGGAACACCAACUUCAGAGGAGUUUCUCUCAACCUCACAAGAAAAUUUGCACAACAGCUCUGCACAGCAUUACUAUUCCUGGCCACUCCGGAGCUGUCAAUCAUCCACUGCGAUCUAAAACCAGAGAAUAUUCUGCUGUGUAACCCCAAAAGAUCCGCCAUCAAAAUAGUGGACUUUGGAUCCUCAUGUCAGCUGGGACAGAGGAUCUAUCAGUACAUCCAGAGCAGAUUUUAUCGCUCUCCUGAGGUUCUUCUGGGGAUGCCAUACGACCUGGCUAUCGACAUGUGGUCUCUGGGAUGCAUCCUGGUGGAGAUGCACACAGGCGAGCCUCUCUUCAGUGGCUCCAACGAGGUCGACCAGAUGAAUAAGAUCGUGGAGGUCCUGGGGGUUCCACCCAGCCACAUGUUGGAUGCAGCCCCUAAAGCCAGGAAGUAUUUCGACAAGCUAUCAGACGGCUUAUGGACGGUGAAGAAGAAUAAGGAUGUCAAGAAGGAGUAUAAGCCCCCAGCCACUCGACGACUUCACGAAAUUUUAGGAGUAGAGACUGGGGGCCCAGGGGGCCGGAGGUCUGGAGAGCCAGGACACGCCCCCUGUGACUACCUGAAGUUUAAAGACCUGAUCCUGCGCAUGCUGGACUAUGACCCUAAAAGUCGAAUCACACCAUUCUAUGCCCUGCAGCACAAUUUCUUUAAGAAAACCACAGAUGAAGGAACCAACACCAGUUCGUCUACAUCCACCUCUCCUGCCAUGGACCACUCUCAUUCAACCUCCACAACUAGCUCUGUUUCUAGCUCUGGUGGCUCCAGUGGUUCUUCCAAUGAUAACCGCAACUACCGUUACAGCAACCGCUACUACAACUCUGCUGUUACCCAUUCAGACUAUGAGAUGACAAGUCCUCAGGCUCCCUCCCAGCAGCAGAUGAGGAUGUGGCCAGGCAGUGAAAGUGGAGGUGGGGGUCAGGACCCAGCAUAUACCCAUUUGCUGCUCCACAAACCAGCUGCCGCCCAGCCACACCAGCGCCACUUUUUGGACCCACCUCACCACCCCCACCCGACCUAUUCCCACCACGGGAACGGUGGGCGGGGCCUGCGGCAGAGUGGACAAACGAGCUUGGGCGGAAGCGGGGGUCAGCAGGGAUCCUCGCCCCAGUUGAGUGACAGCAUGGACGUGGGGGUGUCCCUGGGGCUGCACCACCUGGGGGCGGUGUCUUCCAUGGAGGCCUCUCAGUUCGGCUCUGCGUCUCUGCCCCUCGCUUUGCCAAUGGGACUGUCUGCCUUCCGGACUCGGCCGGCCCCCACCGCCCCAGGGCCACAAGCCCCGCCCCCUGAGGACUACUACCCUGCCUCCAACAACAAUAACCCUGCUCCGGGGGGCAGAGGGAGGCCGGAUUCAGACGAAGGGCCAGCCAACUCUUGAUAAAACCUGAACCAUGCCCUAAAGCCAUACAAUUUUAACUUCAACUCCAACUCCAACUACAACAACAACAACAACAACAACUACACACACAGCCAGAGUUCAGACAAGCAGGAGGAGACACUUUCUUCUGGAUAAGAGGAGGAAGACGGAGGAGGAGGAGGAUGAAAAACGCCUUCCCUUUUUUUUUUCUUCCUGUUUUAGUUUCUCGUCACUGUUGCAACUGUAAUUGGUAAAGAAUGAUUAACGAGUGUGUUUUUAUUGAUAUGAUUUUAUUUCUCUUGGGUUUUAUGUGUUGGGUGUUGUUUUUCUGUUGUUGUUGCUUCAACCUGGAGAGGAGGAAGGUGAUGAAGAGGUAGAAGAGAGGGGGCCACGUCUCUCCAUUUGACUCCAAACUGUGGCUGUCGGCUGAAUGAUUGUCACGAAUCUGACACCGCUGCGUUCAGAUUCAAGAGAUCAGCAGCCAUGACGCAAGUGCGCGUACACACACACAUACAAACACACACACACAGCACUGUUUAUAUUCCAAUCAGGUUGGGGAGAAGAGGGAGGGGGGGCAGGACACUGAUGCCUUGCUGACGUUCAAAUGGAUCUCCUUCUUUUCCUCACUCUUCCCUCACUCCCUCCACUUUUCUUGUUGUGUUUCUCCUCCAGACAGCUCCUCCUCUCUGUGCUGCUAACCACCAUGACAACCGGUCCGAAUUGCUGCUAAAGAUCCGACUCAGAUCAAUAAAAAUAAAAACAGAUAGAAACAGAAA
This is a messenger RNA of Austrofundulus limnaeus, 4555 nucleotides long. It is a transcript of the gene dyrk1b, whose product is annotated as dual-specificity tyrosine-(Y)-phosphorylation regulated kinase 1B. The transcript has 13 exons. The coding region runs from base 1563 to 3800 and encodes 745 amino acids. Gene Ontology annotation, molecular function: protein serine/threonine kinase activity; ATP binding; protein serine/threonine/tyrosine kinase activity. Lineage: Eukaryota; Metazoa; Chordata; Actinopteri; Cyprinodontiformes; Rivulidae. The record is from RefSeq and is a predicted model, not a curated record. Gene Ontology annotation, biological process: peptidyl-threonine phosphorylation; peptidyl-serine phosphorylation; protein autophosphorylation.